UCUCACGGAUAAGUCACGCGCCGUACAGCCCUUGGGAUAAAAAUAACAAUGGUUUUAUAAUUAUUGCAGUAUACUAAAAGUGUAGUUGGCUGAUUGAUUAUCAUUUGUAUACCAUAGUUUAACUACAAAUACCAUGGUUAAACUGCGUGUGAUUCUUGUAGUGAGGCAAAUGUUCCGUGUGCGUUUGCAACAAAUACUACACCUAUAGUAUUAUGGAGAAUUUAGGUUUAGUGUUUUUGUGUAGUUGGUUUGUCUCGUCUUUCGAUGAAGUGGUCAGAAGUUGAACAGUUUUAAAUGUGUAGCGAACUUAGGGUCGAAUCUUGUGGCGCAACUCUGGCACGCGCAGUUUUGUAUUUAGACAGUUACACCAGAUAAUUUAAGGGUGUCUGACGCAGAAGGUUCAACAACAGUAAAAGGCAGAACUUUUCACAAUUUGCACAAUUCUCCUCGUUUUUGAAACACACCCCACAGUUAAACGGAAGGAUACGCGUUUGAGGAAAUGAUCGGGUUGUGUCGAUUUCACAGAAGGCAUAUGGAGAGGAAUGACUUCCUCAAAUAGGAAGAUAAUGCGGGUUGUCUUUGAGAGAGAGAGAGAGAGAGAGAGAGAGAGAGACCGCGCAGCGCGUCUUUGACAUGAAGUUUGUUGCCUCUCACUAGAAAACCGCUUUGUGCGGUUUGCGCGUUUGGUAAAAUUGCUUAACUGCCGGUGCAAACGAGAUAAAACUGGACCGAGACUCGAUCGUGCAUUGCUCUAUUAUAAUAUGCAGUGAUGUGCGCUGCUUUAAUGCAUUGCAAGACGCUGGACGUCAGAGGCGCGCGUCUCUCUUCGGCACAGGUGCGCGCUAAACUUUGGUUAUUCAUUAUUGAUUAACUUUGGAAAGAAAAGAGGGACGCGCACGGGGGACUACGAUUACUCGCGCUAUGGAGAUCAUGCCCAACCAACCUACAGCAGAGGCCGGUGGAGAUCACACCGCCGCGGUAUCCAUGUCUGCGGGCGCGGACAGAGCCGAUGUGACCAGCCCAAGUCCCGUAACAAAACAGAGGUCCCUGCGGGCGGUUUAUGUUUUGAACGAUGGACUAAAGGCGGUAGCCGCAAACAGCCCGGAGUCCGGCGCGCUGCAGUGUCUCCAGCGCGCCUGUGACGCGGAGAGUGCCAUACUAACCACUGUUACUUUUGGACGAUUAGACUUUGGAGAGACAACAGUGCUUGAUACUUUUUAUGACGCGGAUAUUGCAGUGGUGGACAUGAGCGAUGUGUUCAGACAGCCCUCCUUGUUUUAUCACCUUGGUGUGCGUGAGAGCUUCGACAUGGCCAACAAUGUCAUCCUCUACCACGACAUAGACCCUGACACCGCACAGUCCCUAAAGGACAUGGUGGUACAGAAAAACACAGCCUCCAGCGGAAACUAUUAUUUCAUUCCGUACUUGAUGACACCCAACAACGAGUACUUGUGCUGUGAGAACGUGGCCCAACGUAGAGCAUCAGAGUACAUGCAGCCCAACUGGGACAACCUUCUGGGUCCUCUCUGCGUCCCGCUGGUGGAUCGCUUCGCCAACCUGCUCAAAGACAUCCACGUCACUUCAUGCGCUUCGUACAAAGACACGCUCUUAAACGACAUCUGAAAAGCUCGAGAAAAAUACCAGGGAGAAGAACUGGCCAAGGAGCUUUCUCGAAUCAAACUCCGCAUCGACAACACAGAGGUUUUAACUCAGGACAUUGUAAUGAAUUUGCUUUUCUCCU
This is a messenger RNA of Triplophysa rosa, 1741 nucleotides long. Its product is annotated as mitogen-activated protein kinase kinase kinase 15-like. Gene Ontology annotation, molecular function: MAP kinase kinase kinase activity. Bases 922 to 1623 code for a protein of 233 amino acids. Gene Ontology annotation, biological process: cellular response to stress. The record is from RefSeq and is a predicted model, not a curated record. The transcript is spliced from 5 exons. NCBI's taxonomy places the organism in Eukaryota, Metazoa, Chordata, Actinopteri, Cypriniformes, Nemacheilidae.